UGUCAGGAAAUAAGUGCAGCAGCUGAUCAGGUGAUUAACAGUGGAAAGUUUAAAGAGCAGAGUGGGAGCUGCUGCAUGCACCAAAAUGCCUAGGAGGACAGAAGCAGUAAUGCUCCUUUCUCUGGAUGUGGUUAUUGACUGCAACAGGAGCUGCCAAAUCUAGGAGCCCAGGUCUCAUUUUAGCAUGGACAAAGCAGCUGAACUCAUGUGGCAGUGGGAGGAUUCACCUGGCAAAACAGAACAGCAAGAGCAAAGCCCUGAUGACAGAGACAAAGCAGAAGUGCCAGGACAGCCUGCACACAGCAAGGACAAGCCACCCCAGAGCCAUACACUCCAGUGGGAGACUCUAGGCAGACAAUUUGUAGAGUAUGAGCAGGUGGCUCAAUUUCUUAUCCCAGAGGAGCAACAGAGAAGGCUGCUGGACUUUCUUCCCCCCUUCUUAAAGGCCUGGGAACAGUCUGCUGGAGCAAUUGUAUUCCCCAACAUUCAGCUGUUAGCCAGUGAGGUUUCCAAGCUUCUGACAAAAGAAAUUAAGAGGAACCUCAAUGGCAAACCUGCAGAGGAAGCUCGUCUGGCUUUGGAGCAAUUGCUACAACAGAAAGGGGAAGCAGAAAAUGGCCGUUUGCUCCUGAAAUCAGUGUAUGUGCUCUCACAGACUGACUUGAGCACUAUGUGGAACAUCAUUGGAUCUGGCCUUCCAGCUGCUCUGAUGCAGUGCCUGUACCUUUUCUUUACUUUUCCUCUGAAGAAAACCAGUGAUGAUGGAGAGGCAAGUGAAGAUGACACCCAAACUCAGGAAAUGCUUGUUAAGAUAAUGCUUAACAUGUACAGAGAGGAACAAGGUGUAGAGGAACUUCUGGCAGCUGAUAAGCUUCAGUCAUUAAUCAUAGCAACUGCUUCCCUCUGGGACCAGUGUAGCCAUUCAUGGAAAGUACCUACAGGCCGUGUGCUGAGAACAAUUUCAAAGGCUCAGACCAAAACCAGCAUUGUGUACCUACAAGCUGUGGACUGCAUUAAAAUAGCUAUUCAGAAUCUCUUUAAACUGGCUGAUACCCUACCUGCUUGUGAUGUGUGUGAAGCUGCUAGUAUUGUCUUGUGCUUUGUGAAAGAUUCCUAUCCCAUAUCAUCAGCUUUAUUAACAGAGUUUGAAGAUAAUGAUGGCUACCAACUCCUGCUAAAAAUUUUACUCAGAUGUGAGGGGUUGCAGCAAAAUGAAGGAGACCCCUAUCUGGAUGAGAUCUUGGACAUGCUGACCUGUCUUACAACCUGUGGAAAAACUGAACUGAAAGUUUCUGGCAAUAUUGUACACCCACAAUUACCGCACUUCGAUUUCGAACGGACACGGUCUUCUGGAAUGACAGUGAAAAACCUCCAGGCUUUUCAGGUGUUGCAGUCCAUUUUCCAGAAAAGUAAUGAUCAGCACCUGUGCGGAAGAAUCUUGGCAGCAAUUGGUACCAUAUGGGCCUGGGACACAGUAAACUUCUUUCUUCUGGAAUGGACACUACAACCUAUCAACCAGUUUACUGACAUAAUCCAUUUCAAGCCACACCCAGUCCAAGUCCAGUUCUUCAGACUGGUGGAGUCCAUAGUGCUAGACCUCUCCUAUGUCCCCCAUGAAAUUUUGAAGAAGGUUCAGUAUUUGAUAAAGGAAAACAUAGUGCCAUUCUGCACAUUAACAGCUCUCCGGUGCCUUCUCAACAUGACCAAGAAGGACCUGUUAUUCAGUGACAUAUUCCGUGACUCUGGGCUCUUAGGCCUACUGCUGGCACUUUUGAGGAAGCAAGCCAAGAUCCUAAGGAAGUCAGCUGGAACCCAUCUGCCUGGUCUGGAAGAAGGCACUGAGAAAGAAUUAAAUGCUGUGAUGCUGAAGAUGGUGGCUGCCCUUACAGUGAGGUCUGUGAGGAACACUGUUGUUCUGAAGGACUAUGGAAUGGUGCCAUAUAUCAAGAUAUUUUUGGAUGAUGAGUGCUACAGGAAUGCUACUCUCAGCAUCUUGGAGCAGCUAUCAGUCAUCAAUUAUGAAGAAUAUAUGAGCAUUAUCAUUGGGGCCCUCUGUUCUUCUACUCAAGGGGAACUACAUCUGAAACUAGAUCUGCUGAAGUCACUCCUAAGGAUACUGGAGAGUCGCAAGAGCCAUUCAGCUUUCAGAACCUGCAGUGGAUUCAAUGGACUCUUGUCCCUUCUCUCAGAUAUGGAAGGUGCAUUGCAGGACCCUCCAUCUGGGCUGUGGACAGCAGUUGGGCAGAAUUGCAUAUUGGAGCUUGUUUUCUACACACUUCAGGGGAUAUCAGCAGCCCUGCACCUGGACCCUGUCAACAGCUACUUCUUCCAGAGGAAUGGUCUCUUUGAAAAGAUGGCAGAGGAUCUCGGGUCACUUGGAUGCUUCUGGACACAAGGGGAAUGGCAAAUCCCUGUGACCCUUGAGAAGACAAGGACCUUUGCAGAAUUCUUGGAUGCAGCUUUCUGUUCUUCAGAACCUUUCCCAAUGUGGCUAAAGAACUGCAUAUGGAUUCUGAAUUUUCUUGAUCACAUGGUCAAAGGAACCCUCCAUCUGAAGAGCUACUUCAAGGAGAGAAAGCCAGAGAUGGGAGAGGCAUCAAGAGAUGAUCAGGAGGGACCCCAAGCUCAAGAAGAGCAUCCUGCUGUUUUCAAAAGACCAGGCAACAAAUUACCUGCCUCUGCCUACAGGCAAUGGGGAAACCCUGAAGAGAAGUGGGAAAUGGGUGACUGCGCCAUUGUAAAUCCAGGUGCUGUCUGUGUUAUGGUGAGGUUGCUGCCAAAGCUGUACAAAAAGGGACACUCUCAGCUUUCACAGGAAAUCCAAUGUGCUGUGGUUGAUCAUAUCCAGUUCCUGGUGAAGUCAGAGAAGAGUCGCCAGGUGAUGUGUGGAUCUGGUUUGCUGAGCACUGUCAUAACUUCCUGUCAGGAUGCCUUCCGCAAUAAGAGCCAUCCACUGCAUCUGCCCCUCACUAGAGUGUUUGAGAAGCUUGCAUCACAGGCUAUUGAGCCAGAUGUGUUAAGGCAAUUUCUUUGGCUGGGAGGUGCUCCACCACUACCUUCCAGGCCCAGCACAAACAAGACUGAGGUCCUUUCAUGUCAGGGGAGUGAUUCAGCUUGGAAUGAAGGUUCAGAAGAGGACAUGGUGGACAAUAAAACUGAUCCUCAGACAGUUGUGCCUGUCAGCAGCUCUCCUUGGGUGUCUAAGGGAUCUGCAUUGGCACUCCAGACUGCAAUGAGUCUCAUUUCCAUGACGUCACCUCGAAACUUCCAGCUCCGCAGCAAUGCUUUGGCUCCAUCGUUUGUGGAGUUUGACAUGUCCAUGGAAGGAUACGGGUGUUUAUACCUCCCUACCUUGGCCACUGUCAUGGGACCCAGCGCAGAGCAGUCUGUCUCAGGAGGAAUUGGCAUGGGCACCAGAAUGUUCCCUCCCUCAGGUGGCCUGACACUCUCCUGCUGGUUUCUGGUUAGCAAGUUUGGUUUGGUGCACAACAGUCACCCACUCCGUUUCCUCACGGUCGUGAGGCACAUGUCAAGAACAGAGCAAGAAUUUGUUUGCUUUUCAGUAAGCUUCUUCCCACAGGACCUUUCUUUGGUAAUUUCCACAGAAGAAGUGGAAUUCCAGCCGCUUGAUAUCAUGGAACCUGAGGGUGAGAUCAUAAAUCCCUCCCCAUUUCCAGGGCAAGUCCAGUUUGGCUGUGGCAAGCUGCUGGUCACUGGCCAGUGGCAUCAUCUCACAGUGACAGUUGCUAAGGAAGCAAAGAAGAACUGCAUUGUGUCAGCUUAUAUAAAUGGUCAGAUGCUUGGCUCUGCAAAGAUGCAGUAUCUCCAGCCCUUACCAGGUAGCUGUAUUUCCAUGGAACCCUCUUCCUUUAUUGAUGUCUAUGGGUACAUAGCUACUCCUCGAAUUUGGAAACAGAAGUCCUCCUUGACCUGGCGCCUUGGUCCUACAUACUUGUUUGAAGAAGCCAUCUCUGUGGAAACCAUGGAGGUGAUUAAUAAGCUUGGCCCACAGUAUUGUAGCAAUUUCCAAGCAGUGCAGCUUCAAGGUGAGGAGCAGUACAGUGAUCAUAAUCGUACACCUCUGGUGGCAGAAGAGAAGAUUUCUUUUGGAAUCAAUGCCAUGUGUUCAUCUCUCACUACAGUCCAAGAUAUAAAGAGCUCCUACAAUGAAGUGGAUGGCCGACUGAUUGCCAAAGAGAUUGGGAUUAACUCUCGGGACAGUUCAACUCCAGUAUUCCUAGCUAAGAAUAUUGCUGGACACCUCUCAGGUUCCUUGCGGACUAUUGGGUCAGUUGCUGUGGGCCAAUAUGGGGUAAGAGUGUUCCAGUCUUCUCCGGCAGCUACUAGCCUGAACUUUAUCGGAGGUCCUGCCAUUCUGCUGGGUCUCAUUGCUAUGGCCCAUGAUGACCACACCAUGUAUGCAGCUGUCAAAGUCCUGAACUCCAUCCUGAACAGUAGCCCAAUGAGUGAAAAAUUGAUGAGGCACAUGCAUGGAUACCAGUUGCUGACCUAUCUAUUGAAGAGGAAGACACAGCUGUUAAACAACAGGAUUUUACAGUUAAUGUUCUCCCUAGUGGGCACAGCUGAGCUUGGCUUUGAGUCUUCAGUCAUAAAAAAUUAUAGUGCAUUCGAGUAUGUUCUCUGCAACUUUGAGCUUUGGAUGAAAGCACCAGAAAAUCUUGACCUUGCUCUUUUUUCACAUCUUGUGGAGAUCUUGCAGUCCUCCAGAGAUGGAUGUCAGAAUGCUGCAGUUGCCUACCAGGUGCAAAUGGUGCCCAAGCUCAUUUUCCUCUUCAAUGAUCCUGAAAUCAGUAACUCCAGGAUCACUGUGGCCUGCACUAUUCUCUCCCAUCUGUUGCAAGGGUACUUUAACACAAGAGAUGUUCUCAGGAUUGGAUUGUUCCUUGUUUACACUUUGAAACCUUCUUCUGUGGAUGAAAAUCAGAUUUGCCUGGAUGGUGUGGCUGAGAUGCCCAGUGAAGCCUUAAGCCAAACAUCUGGAAAGACAAUCUGGCUUCGAAACCAGUUACUGAAGACGCUGUUAGAUGUAAUGCUCUCAGACAAACUUCAUCUGUCCUCUGAGGAGCAGGAAGAGACAUUUUUGGUGCUGGGAUCAGACUGGUUUCUGCUGUUCACACAGAGCUACGUGCACUCUAGCACAGUUGUGCUAGGAAUCAAGCUACUUCUGUGCUUCCUCCAGAACCGUUUGCUGCUGAACAAAUUCAAGGAGGGGAUAGUGGCUGGGCGCUGGCUGGAAAACAGCUCUGUGGGGUUGAGUAUUCUAAUGGAUAAUUUAAAAACUGAUCCUCCAGUGCCUGACAAUGGCUCCUUCUUGAUUUUUGGGUUUUCUGUGUUGCAAAGAUGUCUGACUGAUCAUGUCCACAUCCCUGAGAUCUACUUGCUUGUGGCAGGGCUCUUUCUGGCAACUCCACAGUCUGAACCACCUGAAGCAGCCAAGAAAGAUCUUGAGUCUAUGUUGCAGUGGAUCUUGCAGCACCAUCUUAAGGAGAAUGUCCUCAAAAUUGGGUUGUGUGCAGAGGCAGCUGCUUUACUGCUGGAAAUGGUUAGAGUCACUGUGGACAAGCCUAUUGCAGAUGCAGAAGCCUCCUGGGAGAUUGCAUAUCCAGGGAAUGUUAUCCAGUUUCUGUGCUUGGUCUAUCACAGUUAUACUCAGGACCCUGUGUGGCACUGUCCUGACUUCCUGAAAACUUUGGCUAUGGUUGCUUUCCAUUCUGGACCACCCAAGGGAGGCUCUGAAGGCCUUUUGACUCCUGAUGGUCCAGCCAUUGCUGAAGGGAAAGGCUGUGUUGAUCCCUCCUCUCUCCCGCUCCUACCACACCCUGCCAAGAAACAAGUGUGGGAUUUUGUGCGAGUCCUCCUGAUGGACAGUCUUCUCAGCAUCCCAGCAAACAAACAAGGGCAUCCACUUGAGCUGAUUCUUGAGGCUUCUCCAGAGGAUGCCACCAGUGAGCAGAAGAGACAUUUUCAGACAAAAGUUUUGCUGUCUGCUAUGGACAUCUUCAGUGUUACUAGCCAAGGUGAGGGGAAAACAAGACCAAGAGCUUGUUUUGGGAUAAUCAACCCUCUUGUAACCUUUCCAGGGACCAGUGAUCCUCAUGGCACUUCAGAAUCAACUGCACCUGUAUCCAUGAUGAAUAUUGCUUAUUUUGCUCAGAAGCUGGUUGAGAAGCUGAACAGCAGAAUGUUUGCUGCUGACCCCAAGCAAAUCCUGAUCUUCACUGCCAAACAGAUUAUAGGGGUCUUAGAAAGCUCCGUUUCUCAAAAGGAAGUUUUCCUCAGUGCCCUGUACAGCUGUCUAAACAGAGCCAUCCUAUACUGCCUAUCCAGACCACAACAAUCGCUGCCUGAACAGUUUAACAUCCUGAACACUCUCAAUGUCCUACAGGAGCAGUGGGACAUUAUUUUUGCACAUUACAACUCAAAUAAUAAUUUUGUUGUCUGCCUAAUGUACUGCCUUUGCCAACUGAAUUCGGGCAGCUGUUCAGAAGGUUUUGGGGUGGAUGCAAAACCAAAGCUGGCUUCGUAUCACCAAAUUUUCCUUGCACACAGUGAAGAGGAAAAGGGCAGCCUGCCUACUCCUGAUGAUGUCCAUCAGGAGAUUCUAAGAACAGUAGAAAUCAUCUGGAAGCAGCUCAUUUCUCAGAGGCGGCAGGCUUUGGAGGACACUUACAAGAUGGAUCUUUCUGUAAAAGGAAAUGACAAAGAAAGGGACAUGAAGAUAACAGAGAUCACUCCUUUAUGGGAAGAAAUUAUGACAAAAGCUUGGCAACACUUGAUAGCAUCUGAAAAGAAGUUUCUCCAGAAUAAAGCGGGGCCAGGCCCAUCACAGAGCAAGCACAAUUCCUGGAGUGAAAGCCUCUCUUCAGCUAUCAGGUUGAUGCCUGGCCGAAACACAAAGGAAAUGACAUGCAAAUCUGAGGGAUUUGUGUCAUGUAUGGAGCAGUACCGAAGAAUUGGGCAGGAGCUGUAUGCCUCUUUGUACAAGAACCAUGUACAGAUGUUGCAGUGUGGUUACAGCAAAGCAGCCAAGGACUGGAUGAUACUUGAGGAGCAACUUUUCUACAGAAGAGGCCUGUGGAGAGAUGCACCACGAUCCUUAGAGCCACGAUGGAUUCUUGAUUGUUAUGAAGGGCCUUCGCGAAUGAGGAGGAGGAUUCAACAUGUGAACACCCGAGUGGCAACUAUGCGAGUGAAGAGUGAGGUUCUCCUAGCAAACAGAAAUGAAACAACACCCCCUGCUGAAGUGAAUCCAGGAGAGCUGAUGUUAAAUGGAGCAGAAAGGGAGAUGGAUAAGAAGGGAUUGGAUUGCAACCAGCUAACGUUCUUCCCUGCACUACACGAAAGUUUCCAUUCAGAAGACUUCUUGGAACUGUGUGUGGAGAGACAAAUUAUACUGCAGGAGUUUGCAGAGAGUGAAAAGGUCACAUUCAAGUGCUCUGUGGCAGUUGUGCAGGGGCAUACAGCAUUGGAAGGAGUGCUGCUUUUUGGCAAGGAGCACUUUUACAUUUGCGAGUGCUUUGUGUUAUCUCCUCUAGAAGAAGUCUACUGUACACGUCACUGCUUGUCCAGCAUCAGUGAUCCAUUUAUUUUCAACUUAUGUCAUAAAGAUCAUGCUGUGGGAGACCAGAUGUGUUCCCGUUAUUCGUAUCAUGAUAUAAAAGAGAUUCACCUGAUGCGCUUUCUUCUGCAGGAGAUUGCCUUGGAAAUAUUCUUCAAAAAUGGUUACUCCAGAUUUCUUGUCUUCCAUGACAGCGACAGAAAUAAGAUAUUUAAGAGAUUUUGCUCUUUCCAACCUGCUUUGAAGUCGAAGGGGAUAACAGAAGAGUCUUUGAAUAUAAGGAAACACUCAGGAGGGGAAAAGACAAUGCUCCAGAAGUGGCAGAAAAGGGAGAUUAGCAAUUUUGAUUACCUCAUGUACCUGAACACAUUGGCUGGCCGCAGCUACAAUGAUUACAUGCAGUAUCCUGUGUUUCCAUGGGUCCUCGCUGACUAUCACUCAGAGACUCUAAACCUUACUAAUCCUCAUACAUUUCGGGACCUGUCAAAGCCCAUGGGAGCACAGACUGUGGAGAGGAAACGCAAGUUCAUCCAGCGCUACAAUGAGGUAGAGAAGAGUGAGGGAGACCUGUCAGCCCAGUGCCAUUACUGUACUCACUAUUCAUCAGCAAUUAUAGUGGCAUCUUACCUGGUCCGAAUGGAGCCAUUUACCCAGACCUUCUGUUCUCUGCAGGGCGGGAGUUUUGAUGUUGCAGACAGGAUGUUUCACAGUGUAAAGAGCACGUGGGAAUCAGCAUCAAGGGACAACAUGAGUGAUGUCAGGGAACUCAUCCCUGAAUUCUUCUACUUGCCAGAGUUCCUAACUAAUGCAAAUAACUUUGAACUUGGCUGCAUGCAGGAUGGAACAGUGCUGGGAGAUGUGCAGCUUCCUCCUUGGGCAGAUGGGGACCCCCAUAAAUUCAUUCUCCUGCACAGACAGGCACUGGAAAGUGACUAUGUCAGUGCACACCUCCAUUGCUGGAUAGAUCUGAUUUUUGGCCACAAGCAACAAGGCUCAGCUGCGGUGGAAGCAGUUAACACCUAUCACCCUUACUUCUAUGGAGACAAGAUGGACCUCAACAACAUUAAAGAUCCUCUGAUUAAGAGCACCAUCCUGGGUUUUAUCAGCAACUUUGGACAGAUACCAAAGCAGCUCUUCAUGAAACCACAUCCAUCCAGGAAUGCCCAAGGGAAAAGUUCAGGAAGAGAAACUGUGCUGUCCUUUCACUCAAGUGGAAUUCUUCCUCCUUUUAUGAGCAGCCUGCAAAAUCUGAAACUCUCACCAGUCACAAUAAAAGACUAUCCCAAGGGAGCUAUUGGGCAUAUUGUUCAUACUGAGAAAGGCAUUCUGGCUGUCGAAAAAAAUAAAGUUUUGAUGCCUCCUCUUUGGAGCAAAACAUUCUGCUGGGGAUUUGAGGACUUCACCUGCUGCUUUGGCAACUAUGGGUCUGAGAAGAACGUGACUACAUUUGAGUGCAUGGCAGACUGGGGAAAGUGCCUCUGCGCUGUGUGUCCUUCAGCAACUACCAUAAUCACAUCUGGAACAAGCUCGGUUGUGUGUGUUUGGGAACUUUCCUUGGUCAAGGACAAAGUGAAAUGCCUAAACUUGAGACAGGCUUUGUAUGGGCACACUCAGGCAGUGACCUGCCUUGCUGCAUCUGUGACCUACAGCAUAUUCGUGAGUGGAUCCGAUGACAGAACCUGCAUCAUUUGGGACCUGAACCAGCUGACGUACAUAAACCAGCUUCCUGCCCACAGGGCAAGCCUCUGUUCUGUUGCCGUCAACAAUUUAACUGGUGAUAUUAUCUCUUGUGCUGGAUCUUACCUGUAUCUGUGGACAGUCAAUGGCCAGCUUCUUGCAAGUGUUAACACCACCUGCAGCCCCGAAUGCCAUACUGUUUGCUGUUGCUUUGCUGAAGUGAUGGACUGGGACACACGCAGCAUCAUCAUCACAGGAAGCACAGAUGGAGUGGUGAGGCUGUGGAAGACUGAAUACACCAAUGCCACAGACCAAGCUGCUGGACUGAGACUGCAGAGAGGCACAAUGGAAGAGCCAGGCAACACAGGUAACAAGUGUGGAAAACAUCUUGUUCUCUGUCGGGAACUGAAUCCCAGCCUUGCCUUGACUGGAAAACCAAGUAAGACCAGCCCAGUGGUGACAGCGCUGGCUGUAUCGAGAAAUUCCUCCAAGCUCCUAGUUGGUGAUAGCUGGGGAAGAGUCUGCUGCUGGUCUGUGGAUGGGUAGGAAGAAAUAGCCAAGAACUCUUGUUUUUUCAGCCUUCUGGAUGGAGAGAAAAUUACCCUUCAGAGCAUGAAAGAAUCAGAGAAACUGGAAGCCUAUGGUUGUGGACUGAAUCUCAAAGGAGUUGUUGGACUGACCCUGCAGUAAAGUCUGAUUGAAAUUAGAGAAUGGACUCCAAAGUUGUGAGAGACACUGACAGACAUGCACAUAGACAAUGAGAUUUUGCAGUAUUUGUCCUGCGAAACCUUUUGUAUUUUAAAUGUUAUUUUAGAUACUGAGUUUGGCAUAAAACAUUGUAUUUCACAAAUAAUAGCUAGCAAAUAAAACUGCCUUGAUUAUGCCAAAGAGCAAUGUAGCUUAAUAAAAUUCACAUAUUCUGAUUUUAAUACCAUGAGAUCAGAAAAUACUGAGGCUUUAAACAGAUGUUAAGUGAGUUUGUUGCGGUAUCUUUGUUCUUACUAACAUGCAGGUAUGUUAAUAUAUCCAUUCCUACUCUUCCUCCUUCCCUGAAUCUACAUGAAAAUGUAUGCAUGCUUUCUGAAAAGCUAUUUUGUUUGCAAAGUAAAGGUAGGAAUUCCCA
Messenger RNA from Harpia harpyja (harpy eagle), 10379 nucleotides. RefSeq names its product WDFY family member 4 (gene WDFY4). Bases 185 to 9802 code for a protein of 3205 amino acids. Gene Ontology annotation, molecular function: protein binding. The transcript is spliced from 62 exons. The record is from RefSeq and is a predicted model, not a curated record. Lineage: Eukaryota; Metazoa; Chordata; Aves; Accipitriformes; Accipitridae.